Molecule: messenger RNA, 4841 nt
Organism: Toxotes jaculatrix (banded archerfish)
Lineage: Eukaryota; Metazoa; Chordata; Actinopteri; Toxotidae
Gene: ece2b
Product: endothelin converting enzyme 2b
Exons: 20
Coding region: 199-2493 (764 amino acids)
Biological process (GO): protein processing
Cellular component (GO): plasma membrane
Molecular function (GO): metalloendopeptidase activity
Source: RefSeq, a predicted model, not a curated record
ACAGAAAAACCUCCCGAUCUGCUGCUGCUACUGCUGCUGCACAGACAAAAGGAAGAAGAAGGAGGAGGAGGACAGAGAGAGACAGACAGGCACUGAGACAGGCAGGCAGAGCGAGGGACAGAAGGACGGACAGCCGGGGAGGAUGGGCCGGCGGAGCGGCCGUCGGUAGCGCUCUGUUUUCGGGGACGGAGCUCCAGGAUGAGCGUAGCGCUGCAGGACCUCCGGAACACCAUGUCCAGCUAUAAGCGAGCUACAUUGGAGGAAGAGGAAGUGUCGGACGCUCCAGCUGAGGCAGCCUCGUCUCCUGACAGAGUGGAGGUGGGUUUUAGGAAGGGGGGUGUGGACAUCCUGGGCAGGAGGACUCAGCUGGAGGUUCUGCUGUCAGUCCUGCUGCUGGCAGCCCUGCUGGCUCUGCUGGCAUGUCUGCUGGUCCUGGGACUGGGAUUCAGUUCAGACAGUGGGCGUGGCUUGUGUCUGUCAGAGGCGUGCGUCACAGUGGCCAGUCAGAUGGUGGAGGCGAUGGACCGCAACGCCGACCCCUGCCAUGACUUCUACCAGUUCGCUUGUGGAGGCUGGAUGAGGAAGAACCCUCUGCCUGACGGGCGGUCGCGCUGGUCCACCUUCAACAGCAUCUGGGAGCAGAACCAGGCGCUGCUCAAACACCUGCUGGAGAACGGGACUUUUAACGGCAGCAGCGAGGCAGAGAGGAAAACUCAGUCCUACUACUUGUCCUGUCUCAACACACAGAGGAUCGAAGAGCUGGGAGCUCAGCCUCUCAUAGACCUCAUCGCCAAGAUCGGGGGCUGGAACAUGACGGGCCCCUGGGAGAAGGAGAACUUCAUGGAGGUCCUGAAGGUGGUUUCUGGUCCAUACAGAGCUCAGCCUUUCUUCAGUGUCGGAGUCAGUGCCGAUCCCAAAAACUCCAACAGUAACGUCAUCCAAGUGGACCAAUCAGGGCUCUUCUUGCCAUCCAGGGACUAUUACCUCAACAAGACAGCCAAUGAGAAGGUGCUGGUGGCGUACCUGGACUACAUGGUGGAGCUGGGGAUGCUGCUGGGGGGCGAGAGGAGCUCCACUCAGCUUCAGAUGCAGCAGAUUCUGGAGUUUGAGACAGCGCUCGCCAACAUCACCGUCCCACAGGACCAACGCCGCGAUGAGGAGAAGAUCUACCACAAGGUCACCAUCGCUGAGCUGCAGCUGCUGGCUCCGGCGGUGGACUGGUUGGACUACCUGUCAUCCUCUCUCUCUCCUCUUGAGCUGAACGACACUGAACCUGUCGUCCUGUACGCCAGAGAGUACCUGCAGCAGGUGUCUGACCUCAUCAACAAGACAGAUCGCAGUCUGUUGAAUAACUACAUGAUGUGGACGUUGGUUCAGAAGAGUGUGGCCAGUUUGGAUCAACGCUUCGAGAAUGCUCAGGACAAACUGCUCGAGAGUCUCUACGGAACCAAGAAGCAGUCCUGCACCCCGCGCUGGCAGACCUGCAUUGGGAACACUGACGACACACUGGGCUUCGCUCUUGGAGCGCUCUUUGUUAAGGCGACAUUCGACAAACACAGCAAAGAGAUCGCCGAGGAGAUGAUCAACGAGAUCCGGUCAGCGUUUAAAGAAGCUCUGGACCGACUCAGCUGGAUGGACGACGAGACCAGACAAGCUGCAAAAGACAAGGCAGAUGCAAUCUACGAUAUGAUCGGAUUCCCAGAGUUUAUCCUGGACCCCAAAGAGCUGGAUGACGUUUAUGACGGGUAUGAAGUGUCAGACGACAGCUUCUUCCAGAACAUGUUGAACUUCUACAACUUCUCAGCCCGAGUGAUGGCGGACCAGCUGAGGAAGACUCCCAACAAAGACCAGUGGAGUAUGACUCCUCCAACAGUUAAUGCCUACUACAUGCCCACUAAGAACGGCAUCGUCUUCCCCGCUGGGAUCCUACAAGCUCCUUUCUACGCCCACGACCACCCCAAGGCGUUGAACUUUGGUGGGAUCGGAGUGGUGAUGGGUCACGAGCUCACUCAUGCUUUCGAUGAUCAGGGUCGUGAGUACGAUAAAGAAGGUAACUUGAGGCCAUGGUGGCAGAACUCAUCUGUGGAGGCGUUUCGUCAGAGAACCGAGUGCAUGGUGGAUCAGUACAGUCGCUACACCAUCAAUGGAGAACACAUCAAUGGAAAACAGACUCUCGGAGAAAACAUAGCUGACAACGGAGGACUGAAGGCCGCGUACCAUGCCUAUCGGUCGUGGGUCCAGAGAAAUGGAGAUGAAAAGAGACUUCCUGCUGUCAACCUGACCAAUGACCAGCUCUUCUUUGUGGGAUUUGCCCAGGUGUGGUGUUCAGUUCGAACACCAGAGAGCGCUCAUGAAGGCCUGGUGACCGACCCUCACAGCCCGCCCAGAUACAGAGUCAUCGGCACGCUCGCCAACUCUCCGGACUUCAGCCGCCACUUCAACUGUCCUGCAGGAACGCCCAUGAACACCGGCAAGCGCUGUGAGGUCUGGUAGACAGACUGAAGAGGACUACAUUGGGGGUGGGAUCGGGGCAGGACUAAUUGGGAUAGUCUUGGUUGGUCUAUUAGUUAGGAAACUUGUCUGUUAUUUUGCAAAAAUAUUUAGUUCAUUAACAGGUGAGGUUCUUAAUUGACAGACUUGUUGGUGUCUUAAUUAGAGGAGCAGGUGAUCAGGUUAUAAUUAUCAGCAGGGGUGUUCCAGGUGUAAUCUUCAGUUUCAUACAGUAAAUAUAAAUCCGACGGUCAGACUGACUUCCUGUCUGGAAACAAAAAAAGGACUCAGUGAACUUCACACACAGACAUGAAGGACUGAUAAUGAUGAUGAUGAUGAUGAUGAUGAAGCCACAUGGGGCGAUGUUGCUGAUUUUCUGCUUUAUCACCGUUAUUGAUUAUUAUUAUUAAUGGGCUUUGGCUCGUGUGUGUGUGUAUGUGUGUGUUGUCUGUUGUAUGAAAGACCUCUGUAACUCUGUCUCUCUCUGAUGACAUCACUGUGAUGACCUCAUACGAAGUUGAACUCUUACAUCAUCAUUCAUGGCCGUGUGUAUUAUCAGAUUAUCAGAGGAGGCUGUCGUCUGACGGGCGGACGGGCUUUUCUGAUUCUGCUGACCUUCAAGUGACAAAAUUUACAUUAUUCAGUAUUUUUUUUACAUGACAGUUAAUCCGGGACUGAGUAGAUCUGCCCCAGGGGAGGGUUAUCCCCAGCCCUGAUCCAGGACUAUCUGACCACAUACGACAGUCCCGGAUCAGCAUCUACCAGAAUUUGGAAAUUUCAGUCACUUCAGUCAUAAUGUUUAUUCUUUGAGGGGGAAAUCUCCUAAAUGACUUUUAGGGUGGGGAAAAAAAAACGUCAGGGGACUUCAAAGUAACAAAAAACAUGAUUUAGACCAAGACAGGUCUGCUCCAGUAAAGUCUACAGAGAGCCAGGGUGAGAACUGAACUUAAGUAAGUAAAUAGGAAAAUCUCAUUUAAAAUCCCAUUCACGUUUGUAACUAUGACAGUAACUGAAAAUCCAGCCUGGGAACAGAGCAUUUCUCGACACUAUGCCAUGUGCCUUGCUUUCGUGAUUUUUUUUUUUAAUAUUUAGGUUUUUAGGGGCCUUUAAUGAAAACUAUUUCCCACAAACCCUAUAUGUAAACGUCAUGGCUCGACAGUAGAGGGCCCACAACUAGUCAAGUGUUGCAACAGGGAGCUGCAGUUUUUUUUUCUGUGCUCACAAAGCGAUCAGUAUUUAACUUUGUUAAAAUCCCAAAGGUUUCAUCCUCUUACAGCAGCUGAUGUACUGGGGCUAAAUUUGUCUGAGAAUAUGGAUAUUAACCAUCAGGAAGAUGCUUCAUUUUUUUCCAUGAAGACCGAUGAGCAAAACAGUGAAUGAGAGAUUGCGUUGAGCUACAGAAGCUACCCCAGAUUUUACAUCAGGACUUUGGCUCUCUGUCCAAACAUUAAGUACCUCUCAGGUCUGUCAAAGUUUGUGCUGACUUCAGAGGAAGAGACCUCUCUCAGUCCAAAUAAAUCAUGUUUUUGUGUUACGUACAGAGGCUGAAGGAAAACUAAUCAUUGUCUGACCACAUAACCACUAUCACAACUUUAUAAAAAAAACAAUCCACUAAAAUCCUCUUAAUCAAUCCAAUCAAUCAGUUGGUGUUUAUUGUUUUUGGAUUAAGGGGUUUUAAAGGGCUGAAAAGCCCUUAAAUUGAACUAAAACUAUAUUAUAGAUAAUGCUGAAUUUAUACCUGUUUGAAUUAAUGUGCAGUUUUGGGGUUGAUGUAUGGCCAAAUUAAUGAUGUGAGAUUAUUGAGGGGGUGUUAAUGGAUUACUGGACAGUUUAAAAGUUGUCCUUUUUUCCCUGAAGCUUUACCUUAACUGAAAAUUAGACGUUUUAGAUUUUUCAGUUUCGACGAGCUUCUAUGUUAAUUGUCAGUUUUGCCCUUGAAAAAUCAAAAAAUCAAAAUGCCUUAAUAUGUUACAAUCUAUUAUUUUUUCCCAUAAAUUCCCAUGAAAAACACCUGAGAACAUUGUCCAUGGGCCAAAAUAUUUAGUUACUCAGUGUAAGUGAUGCACAAAUGAAACACACUGUUAUUUAGUCGGUAGUCUUAUAUACUUCAAACCACUAUACAUGUUAACUCACUGUAACCACUAACCACCAUGCUAGUGUUGUCAUGGUAACCAACUAUUACUGGUAGUGACAUUAGUGCCCGCAACAGCAAGGAACAAGAAAGGCCUUAAAAAUUUGAUUUUAUUGUGAAAACGAAUUUGGAAAGUUGCCUUAAAAAUUUAAGAUUAACGCCUUAAAAAAAAGUCAGCUGCUGUGUUGGGCGCUGAGGUCUGAUGUGGCCUGAUGGCAAA